Molecule: messenger RNA, 4076 nt
Organism: Vigna radiata var. radiata (mung bean)
Lineage: Eukaryota; Viridiplantae; Streptophyta; Magnoliopsida; Fabales; Fabaceae
Product: pentatricopeptide repeat-containing protein At1g79540
Exons: 6
Coding region: 1170-3392 (740 amino acids)
Molecular function (GO): protein binding
Source: RefSeq, a predicted model, not a curated record
GCCCACAGAUACACGUUAUUUUUUAGAACCCUAAACCAGAGUACAGUGCAAUUAGGUCUACUGCGUCAAGUAUCAGUUGUUAAGUCAGAAAUCGAGCCAUAAAGUAAAACCAGGGCACACUGCAAUCAGGUCUACUGCGUCGAGUCGAGUAUCAGUUGAACCGAGGCAGAAAAGCUUUCUAGCAUCGGUUAGGCGCCAACCGAGGCAUAUAACGCGAAUAUGUUUUCAAAUUUUCUGACACUUUAGGCAUCGGGUAUGAUUAAAAUCGAGGCAGUAUGCCUCUAUUACCUCAGGUAAAUCUGGAACCAAGGUAGCAUAGCGUUUUAUAACCUUAGAAAUCUCUUUGCUUUCACGGUACCCUUUCUCACUGUUCCUCUUCUUCUCGCUCGCUCAAAUCUCUUUGCUUUCACUGUUCUCCAACCACCCUGAAAUAGCGCCGUCGCUCCGUGGCCACCACUCUUCCGCUGUUCUCGCGCAAGAUUCAGCCUCAAAUUGCCUUGCGCUGCGUCGUCCCCUGCUUCUCGCGCAACCGCUUCGCUGCCUCGCCGUCACGCUCCCUCCUCAUCGUCGCCGGCGUGCUGCCUCGACGCCAUUGCUGUCGCGCUCCCUCGCAGCGCCUCCGCCUCCGUCGUCGCAACCUAAAACCUAGACGAAGGGAAGGUUCUGCAGUGCAAGAGCAAGAGAGAGGAACAACGAGACGUUUUGGGAAAGAAGGAGAAGAAGACACAGACGGAGGAGAACCUUGAGCAGUGGACGCGGAGAGUGAGAAUUGAGAUAUUCGAAGAGUUUUCGAGUUAAGAGAUCGCCGAAAAGACUUCAGAUUAAGGGUAGAUAACAUAAAGAAAGCUCGAGGUUCUUUUUUUCCUGAGGAGAAAGUCUGCAAAAGGCUGACUCAGUUGUUGAUAGCUGUUGACUACCUGCACUCUAAUCGUGUAAUCCAUAGACAUCUUAAGUGUUCCAACAUAUUCCUCACUAAAGACAACAACAUUCGGCUUGGUGAGUUUGGUCUGGCAAAGCGACUUAAUGCAGAAGACCUUACUUCAUUGGUAAGGGUACAUAUGUGCUGUGUUAAAGGAAUUCCUUAAACCCUACCCCUGCCAUCUCAGUCUAACGCAAUACAUCAUCGUCGACGACCAAUGAACCGCAUUCUGAUUUGAAUCUGUUUUCCGAUGUUGGCCUUCUCCAAGUUGAGGAAAGCAGCGGAGGUCUCAUGCGUAUUCUUUCGAAUCCAAAAGCCUCCCACAUACCUCCGAAGAUUUUCCCUUUCGUCCGGGGAAACACCCUCUUCGGACCCGAAGUUUCCCCUUCGUUUAUGCAUCUUGCUGGCCCUCAAGUUGGAGACUUUAUCCACCAGCAAAUACCGUGCUUUGGUGAGUGCGGUCCUUUGCACCAACAACUGGUUUUCCCUUUACUGGGAGGCCCUUGAGUAUCUCAAGAAAUCUGGAGUCUUGAUAACUUCUGAUUCGGUUUGUGCUUUGAUUUGGGCCUAUUGGCGAGUGGGUCUGAUCGAGAAGGCUAUAGAGUCGUUUGGUAGAAUGGGUGAGCUUGGGUGCAUGCCUGAUGUUCUUGCCUAUAACACCAUUUUGGAUAUUGUGUUUCAGAAAGAGUUAUUUGUGUUGGGUUUUGCGGUGUAUAAUCUGAUGCUUAAGUCCAACUGUUGUCCUAAUGAACGCACUUAUGGCCGGCUGAUUGGAGGGUUUUGUAGAAGUGAUGAUGUUAAUGGUGCUCUUGAGAUACUCGAUGAAAUGCUCCAAAGGGAUUUAGAGCCAAGUAUGAUGAGAUAUUCAACUAUUAUUUCUGGUCUGUGUCGUGGGGGGAGGGUACAUGAGGCACACAGAUUGUUUAAUGUGAUGAAAGAAAGAGGGUGCAAGCCUAAUUUUAUGUCUUAUUGUGUUUUGUUUAAUGGGUAUUGCAAGAUGGGGAGGUUAGAUGAAGCCGUUUCGAUUCUGCAAUUGUUAGACAGAGACAGGUUACCCCUUAAUAUAAAGGGCUACAGUCAUCUGAUUGCUGGCCUUUUUAGGGAAAGGAGAUACAAUGAAGCGCAUUCGUGGUAUGGAAGGAUGCUUAAGAAGGGUAUUGUUCCAGAUGUUGUUUUAUACACAAUUAUGAUACGGGGUUUGUCGAGUGAGGGCAGGAUUGGUGAAGCUGUGAAUAUAUUUUGUGAGAUGACCCAGCGAGGCUUAGUUCCUGAUGCUGUUUGCUACAAUGAAGUUAUUAAAGGUCUUUGUGACUCUAGUCUUUUGGAUCGAGCUAGAGCUCUCCAACAUCAAAUUUGUGAGCAUGAAGGGUUUCAUAAUGUUUACACGCAUACCAUUCUCAUCUGUGACAUGAGUAAGAGAGGAAUGGUUGCCGAGGCACAAGAAAUAUUUAAUCAGAUGGAGAAGCCUGGAUGUUUACCUUCAGUUGUAACCUUCAAUGCUCUUAUAUAUGGACUGUGCAAGGCUGGUAAACUGGAGGAGGCACAACUCCUGUUCUACAAGAUGGAGAUUGGGAGAAGUCCUUCGUUAUUCUUCUGGCUUACUCAGGGUUCUAAUCAGAUUUUAGAUGGUGUUAGUCUCAAGAAAAAGGUGGAACAAAUGUGUGAAGCUGGACAGAUUUUGGAAGCUUACAAGUUUCUCAUACAACUUGCUGAUAGUGGGGUUGCACCCGACAUUGUGACGUACAAUAUUCUGAUCUACGGCCUUUGCAGAGCUUCUAAGGUUGAUGGUGCGGUAAAGCUUUUCAUGGAUAUGCAGAAGAAGGGUCUAUCACCUGACUCUGUUACUUAUGGGACAUUGAUUGAUGGGCUUUUCAGGGAUAAAAGAGAAGAAGACGCCCUGAAGAUGUAUGACCAUAUGUUAAAGCAUGGAUGCCAACCUAGCUUUGAAGUUUAUAAAGCACUUAUGACUUGGUGGUCUAGAAAUAGGAAGGUCUCACAGGCUUUCAGUAUUUAUUUGGAUUGUUUAAAGAACCUUCGUGGCAGGGAAGACAAUUCAAUCAAUGCUUUGAAGGGAUAUUUUGUCAGAGGAGAAGUAGAACUUGCAAUUCAAGGUUUACUAGAACUGGACUUCAAGUUUAGAGAUUUUAAUUUAGCUCCAUAUACAAUUCUACUCAUUGGAUUUUGUCAGGCAAGACAAUUAGAUGAAGCACUGAUUAUAUUUUCCGUUCUCAAUAAGUUCAAUAUCAAUAUCAAUCCACCAAGCUGUGUAUAUUUGAUCAAAGGUCUCUGUACAAAAGGAAGGCUGGAUGAUGCAGUAAACAUCUUUCAUUACGCUCUUGACAAAGGUUUUGUGUUAGAGUCAAGAGUUUGUGAGCGGCUCUUCAAGUGUUUAUUACGUUCCCCAGACAAAAGGGUUUAUGCUACUCAUCUUCGUAGGAUGGAGUCUGCUGGAUACCAUUUAAAUAAUCUGUAAGAGACUAAGUAACACUGACCGAUCAAGAUAAAUGAAUUGCUUGAUUCAGCGCUUUGCACGUCCCCAUCAAGUAAAGAGAAGAUAUUAUGAAUCAGGAGACUCAAUAUUCUUCCUAAUGAGCCAAAGUGCUCAUGUUGCUGGGGAAAUUUCUUUUGCUUUGACAUUUUGCGUGCUUGUCACACUUGCUGAAUGAUCCUUCGCAUCAGACGUUUUUGGGUUUCUUGUUUGUGGGUUUCUUGUUUGUUGUAUUCUUCAUUACAUUUCUCCCUCGGCAUUUUCAAAAGCUUUUCUGCUAACCUUAGCAUGGAGGAGGGAAAGAAGACUGCCAUUGUCCAUAUUGUACACUAGCAGGCAAAGGCGAAUUUCUUAAGGACAGUCACUAUGUGAUUCCGAAAUAGAACUUGCUAUGAAUAAAAUUUCAUGGGGUUCCAAAUGGAUUCCAGGUCUUUUUCACAUUUGAACUUGAAAUGAUCAAAUUUAGUGAUGUUUAGAGAAUUACCUGUUUAUAUAUCAAAGGAAGACAUUUAGGAUAUUACUUCCGAAUAACAUAUCAAAAGCUAGGUUUAGUUUUUUAUUUCUAGGUUGCUUAUUGUUAUGAUUUUCUUUGCAAAUGAAUUGUAUGCUCAGACUGAUGAUUGCUUUGUAACCUCAUGUUCUGAUGUCAUUUAUGUGGUCCAUCAUUCA